Striga hermonthica is the source of this 558-nucleotide messenger RNA. Lineage: Eukaryota; Viridiplantae; Streptophyta; Magnoliopsida; Lamiales; Orobanchaceae. The record is from the annotation of a GenBank genome assembly.
AUGGAGUUGGAGAUGAAGGAGAAUAAUGAGAAGCUUCCCCUGCUCAUGACAGUGCACGGCAACCAUCCCUCUAGACAGUCCUUCUACAGUCUGGUCGACCGGCAGUGCAAGAAAACUCAACUUCCCAUCCUAAUCCCAAAGCGCAUAAUAGGCUCCGGUCACGGCUGGCUCGUCCUUGUGAACAUCCUCACAGGAAAAUCCUGCCUGUGGAACCCAGAAUCAAUGCGCCAGGUCAGCCUCCCCUUCCUUCGCGACGCGCACAUGUACAGCCGAUGUGUCCUGACUGGGCCCCCGACCGAGCCCGACUGCCACCUCAUCUUCUGUUCCCUCAACGAAGAGGAGUGGACCGUGUUCCGAGUCAGGGACUGCACCACCGUCAGUUCGCCACCUGGAGAAGUGCAGAUCGCUGCCAUGGCCUCCUACCGAGGGGAGAUGUACGGUUUAGUCGACACAGACGACCGUGGAUUCGAGUUUGUGACCGUCCACGUGGUCGAGGGAGGGUUAGAGUUUAGACCGUUGUUGGACGAGUUGGGUCGAACCGAAAUGAUUGAAAGAUAA